GGUGUUCAGUCUGGGUCUUUCUUCUCCAGUAAACUGUGUCGUUCAAGACAACGCUCCUGCGUUGUAUAUAUAAACUAUCAUCAGUACCCAUUAACUUAUACAGUUUAAUCCCAAAUAUCUGACGAUUUAUUAGUUUCUAAAUAACGAAUAAAUUAAAUGGAGGAAUGAAAUAACAUGAUACGAGCUAGUAUAUAGGCAUGUGUAGAAUAAUAUUCAAAAGGCAUUGCUAACACUGACGUGAAACUAAUGAAUUCACACACCAACAUCGAUCGGGCUGAGAGCCUUCCAUUCGGUUCCUCUAGAGUCUAUGAGAACGUAAAUAAUCAAAAUGUUCCUUUACUGCAUGGGAACAAUGGCUAUCCUCACGAAAGCCGAACUGUUAUCGAGACGCCAUUUACUGAAACCGGAUAUUCGUCUCAACCUAACGAUGCCACCCUCACGGAAAUGUAUCCUUCCCGGACGUCAAGUGAUGGUUCCGUUGUGACAUUACACGAUAACAAAGUGGAAGAUGCGAAGGUUAAACUGUCGAAGCUCAAGCUCAAGAAACAGCCAAUAGAUCUCAAGAGAGUUGAGCGGCAGCGCCUCCUUCGUAAUUCCGAUGCCAUCAAAGGUGACUCGGUGGACGCUGGACCUCAGAUGAACUCUUGUGGGAAGAUCACCUGGCGAUUUAAAGGGUCUAUCAAGCAUGCAUUUUCCCGUAUCAACGUUGUACGCGUUCUCAACAAGAUGGUACAAGCCCAGGCAGGAGGAGGAGUCACCGCCAUUUUUUAUCUCAUUGAAAAGCUUCUGCUCCUAAAUUUUCUGCUGGGUCUUCUCUUGUUGGCUGUAUUGUACAUGGAUCUUAGCGCUGACGAUUCGUCAAGCAACAAUGCUGAGGCCUGCAUCACAAACUGCACACCGACCAUGAACUGCUCUAAUGAAUCGGUGAAUUUAUUUCAUACCAUUUUCGAGGGUAAAGGAAUAAUCGAAAGUAGCAAAUUGUUUGCUGGGACUUACUCUAGCGAUGCAGAGUUAGCUUACUUUAUCUGCGUUAUUGCAUCAGGUUCCGUUUCAAUUGUCAUCGUCGGGGAAGCCUUGGUAAACUGGAUACUCAUGCAGCAACGUCUAAAAUCAACCAAUUGUUUCACCAUAUUCACUCCUCUCGUAUUCAAAGGCUGGAACUUCAGCACAGCAAAAAGACUCAACAAGAAGGCUGACGAGCAGCAUCUGGCACGAGAACUACAACUCAUGAUGGAGGCAGAACAAUUGCCAGAAAUCGAUGGUUUUGCAACCGCCAGGAAACGAAUCAUUGUUCAUUUGGCAUCGGUGUUUACAACUUUGAUUGGCUUGAUCAUCGUAUAUUUGUGUGUUCGUUGCACACAAAUUCUAGAUUAUUUUGGCUCUUCUCAUCGCGAAGUAGUGUGUCAGCGGUUCUUGGGCAGUUUUGGGACCAGUGUAAUAAUUGCGAUCACGGUCAAGGUAGCAGAUAUUGUGUUCAAAAAACUGGGACUGAUGGAGAAGCGAUCCCACCACGACCAGCUAUUUUGGCUUAUAUUAAGAGGCCUUACAUUCCACUUGAUGACUAUCGGAAUGAUGGCAUAUUCGGAACUGUACUCUGUAGUAGAAGAUGAAACUUGCAGUUGCUGGGAAACUAGCUACGCACAACAGAUUUACUCAAUGGUGCUCUUGAUCGGUGUGGUGCAAGUUAUGAAACUCACGAUCCUGCCGAUGUUGCGGGUUUGCAUCGUUAAAGCACCCGCAUCAUUGGUCAAGUGCAUCACACGGCAUCGCUUCGACAAAAAAGUAAACAAAUUUGUGUCGAAAAGUGCCCCCGAGUUCAAACUGGCAUCGAAUGUCUACACACUCAUCCGUUUACAAACCCUUUGUUGGCUGGCCAUUCCUGUGUCGCCCAUGAUGCCCCUGCUGGUUUGCUUGGUGCUCUUCAUUUGCCUUCUCACAAAUAUGUUCAAUGUUUUUGUAUUAAAGCUCCGACCAAAACUGUGGUUUGGGCAAGCCCGAGCAUCUUCAUUUUUUUCAACAGCUCUUUGUUUAAGUUUAGCUGUGAGCUUCUUGCCUAUCACGAAUGUGAUGUUCAUGAAGAAGCCCUCAAGCGACUGUACGCCCUACAGAGGCAAUGAGAAGCAGUAUGAUGCAGUCUGGAGCAGCGAAAGCGGUCCCGACAACGUGAUGUUGCUCGUGCUGAUGGCUAUCAUCGUCGAGAUCCUGCUCGUCAUUCUGCUCACUGCUGUGUUCUGUCCUCGAGUGCUCGUCGUCGAGUCAGUCCAUAAACGUCGGCAGCGUAAGCAACAAAGUAUGAUAGUAACUGGGUAAUAGUAAUACGAUUUCAAAGAUAAUUAGUAGACUUCCGAUUAACUCCGAUGAUUUCUAUGCGCUAUAGAAGAAGUUUGAUUUCCUUGAGUAAAAAAUCGAAAAACAUAAGUACCAUAUAAAAGUUAUUUUACUGAUUCUUUAAUUAGAAAUUGAACCACAUUGAUUAGAAGUUGUUCAGCCAUAUUUGUUAGGAAUAGAAUUCAUUACUGUUAAAUUUAGAAGCAAUUAGGAGGAAGACCCGAUCCGUUAGUUAGGGUCGAUUAAUUUUAAUAGGUACAUGCUUUAAUUUUAUGGUAUUAUAUUCCCCAUGCUUUAAUUUUUGUCAGUAGUUAUUCGCCUAGAAUAGCGGUUAAAUUUUUCGGGAUAUUUGUAAAACGGAGAACGAUGCAAUAUGUAGCAGAAGGCAAUGGGCGAGAAAAUGGGUUGCGAGUUUCUAGCGAUACUCGUUCAGGAAAUACAUUGCAUGAAUUUUCAGACGUGAAGCAUUUAUAAACCAAAUUCUUCUCUCAUGAACUUCUUGUUUGAUAGUUCGAUAACUAUAAGCAUUUAGGAGUAUUCUCUGAAAUAGUAUCUUCUAGUCGAGGAUAAAAAUACAUUGAUUUGGUACAA
Hyalella azteca is the source of this 2919-nucleotide messenger RNA. RefSeq names its product transmembrane channel-like protein 7. Gene Ontology annotation, cellular component: plasma membrane. Gene Ontology annotation, molecular function: mechanosensitive monoatomic ion channel activity. Bases 247 to 2310 code for a protein of 687 amino acids. The record is from RefSeq and is a predicted model, not a curated record. Lineage: Eukaryota; Metazoa; Arthropoda; Malacostraca; Amphipoda; Hyalellidae. The transcript has 6 exons.